AUGGCGCGCCAGACACGCCGCAGCAAGGCCGCGAGCACGACGACGAACUCUGCGCUCGCGACGCCUGUGUCAGCGCUCUCGCUCGCGGAUUAUACGCCCACGGCUGCCAGCUCGCCGCCUACAAGCGUCGUCCCCGACUCUGAGGCCAACGACGACGACGACGAGCUCAAGCUGCCCAGUCCGCCUCGCAGGACGUCAGCGCGGGGAAAACGGGCCGCUGCGCCCGCGAAGGGCAAGAAGCGCGUCGCGCCCGACUCUGAGGACCUGGACGAGGACGACGACGAGCCGCCGGAUGAGAAGCCGGCGGGAAAGAAGAGGCGCACGGGAUCGACGGCGUAUGUUGAACUGCCGAAGCUGAAUCGGACGUUCUCCAAGUCUACAGUUAAGUCCGCCCCGGCAACUUCCGACGACGAGGACGUGCCUCUCGCUGCUAAGCCCAAGGGAAAAGGCAAGGGCAGAGGGCGCGCACGCGCGACGCCGGCGUCUGUUCCCGCGUCCGAGUCGGAAGAAGAGGCGCUCGCCGUCAAGACCACCUCAACGCGUUCGAAGGGCAAAGGCAAAGCCAAGGCUGCGGCGUCAAAGGACGAGUCGGACGACGAGAUAGCCAUCCCCACCUCCCGCCCGCGUCCCUCGCGCGCGGCAUCAUCCCGCUCUAAACCCGCGCCAACCCCAUCCGCCAAGAAGGGCAAAGGCAAAGCGAAAGCCUCCGCGCCCACGACCGACGACGAGAUCCAGCCGGACGACACGCUCGAGUACGAUUCAGCUGCUGAGCUAGCGCUUGAGCCUAGUGACGACGAGCUUGCGCAGUUGGAGAGCGACGAUAGUGGGUCCGAGUUUGGCGCGGAUGAUGGUGACUUCGACGAGGAGGAUGAGGAUAUGGAUGUCGAUGAGGGGCCCAGCACGUCGAGGAGACGGUCGCGCGCCCGAGAGCCGUCGGAGGAUAUUGAUGAGGUCGACGACGACGAAGAGCUCGACACACCCGCCGCGCGCGCUGCAGCCGCAGCCGAGCUCCGCCGCCUCAAAGUCUCGAACGGCGGCGCAGAGUACGACAUCGACUCCUCGGAAGAAGAGGCGCUCGCGACGACUACCAAGCGCGGCCGCGGUCGCGGCGCCAAGGGGAAAGGCAAAGGCAGAGCGAAGAAGUUCAACGAUCAAGAGACGGGCUUGGUGCCGCCCAAGGAGGAGCUGAAGGGCUUGAGCGGGGUGGAGAAGAGGAUGUUGAGGCUCAAGUAUGCGAACCCGCUGAAGUAUGAGGAGACGAUGGCGAGGAAGGAGCUUGGGCGGAAGUUGACUUGGGCGGAGAAGGCGAGCGUCGCGCUACGCGUUCAUCAUCCCGAGCUUCGCGAUGCAUGGGGCGAUCUCGAAGCCGACGUACCCGUCGUUGAGCCUAUCAAGGCUGAGCAGCCGACUGGGCUGUCGUGUACGCUCUUACCGUUCCAGCAGGAGUCUUUGUUUUGGAUGCGCAAGCAAGAGCUAGGCAUCUACGGCGGUGGUCUGCUCGCCGAUGAGAUGGGUAUGGGCAAGACUAUCCAGAUGAUAGCGCUCAUGGUCUCCGAGCCCGGCCGUCCGAACCUCGUCAUCGCUCCGACCGUCGCAGUAAUGCAAUGGCGCAACGAGAUCGAAACGCACACCAAUGGCAUGAAAGUCGUCGUCUGGCACGGCGCCACGCGCGAGAACAACAUCAAGGAGCUUGUCAAGAACGACGUGGUGCUUACUACGUACGCCGUCGUCGAGAGCUGUUUCAGGAAGCAGGAGGCCGGGUGGAAGAGGAAGGGCGUGAUCGUCAAGGAGAAGAGUCCGGUCCAUUGUAUUGAGUGGAACCGCGUUAUCCUCGACGAGGCGCAUAACAUCAAGGAGCGCGCGACGAAUACGGCAAAGGCGGCGUUUGCGCUCAAGGCGAAGUACCGCUGGUGCUUGUCUGGUACACCGCUCCAGAACCGUGUUGGCGAGUUGUACUCGCUCGUCCGGUUCCUCGGAGUCGACCCGUUCUCGUUCUACUACUGCAAACGCUGCCCCUGCAAAUCCCUCCACUGGCGCUUCGCCGACAAAAAGGGCUGCGACGAAUGCGGCCACUCGCCCAUGCAACACACCUGCUUCUGGAACAACGAGAUCCUCACGCCCAUCCAGAAGCACUCCUUCUCCGGCCCCGGCCGUCUGGCGUUCAAGAAGCUGCACAUCCUGCUGGAGCGGAUCAUGCUUAGGAGGACGAAGCUGCAGAAGGCGGAGGAUCUGGGGCUGCCGCCGCGGACGAUCGUUGUGCGGAGGGACUGGUUCAGUCCGGAGGAGAAGGAGCUGUAUUUGAGUUUGUUUAGCGAUGCGAAGAGGGAGUUCAGCACGUAUGUCGAUGCCGGGACGCUCUUGAACAACUACUCAAACGUCUUCUCCCUCCUCACCCGCAUGCGCCAAAUGGCCUGCCACCCCGACCUCGUCCUCCGCUCGCGCACAAACGCAGGCCUGUACAUCCCCGGCGCCGACGACGAGGCGGCCGUGUGCCGCCUGUGCCACGACACGGCCGAGGACGCGAUCGCCGCGAAGUGCAAGCACGUGUUCGACCGGGAGUGUAUACGGCAGUACCUGAGCACGGCGGACGACGUGCAGCCGGACUGCCCGGUGUGCCAUGUGCCGCUCACCAUCGACCUCGAGGCCGAGCCGAUCGACUUUGGCGAGGCUCCGGGGAAAAACAGGCAGGGGAUACUGGGGCGCUUGGAUCUGGAUACGUGGCGCUCCUCUACCAAGAUAGAGGCGUUGGUUGAAGAGCUCGACGGGCUGAGGCGGAAGGACGCGACGACGAAGAGCAUCGUGUUCAGCCAGUUUGUGAACUUUUUGGAUCUGAUCGCGUUUAGGCUGCAGAGGGCGGGGUUCGUGGUGUGUAGGCUGGAGGGGACGAUGAGUCCGCAGGCGAGGGACGCUACUAUCAAGCAUUUCAUGAACAAUGUGAAUGUUACGGUGUUCCUUGUUAGUCUCAAGGCGGGCGGCGUGGCGCUGAACUUGACAGAGGCCUCUCGCGUCUACCUGAUGGACUCGUGGUGGAACCCCGCCGUCGAGUUCCAAGCCAUGGACCGCAUCCACCGCCUCGGCCAGCACCGCCCCGUGCGCGCCAUCAAGCUCGUGGUCGAAGACAGCAUCGAGAGCCGGAUCGUGCAGCUGCAGGAGAAGAAGAGCGCGAUGGUCGAUGCGACGCUUAGUACGGACGAUCAGGCGAUGGGGAGGCUGACGGCGGAGGAUUUGGGGUUUUUGUUCAGGCUUUGA
Messenger RNA from Peniophora sp. CBMAI 1063, 3249 nucleotides. The record is from the annotation of a GenBank genome assembly. NCBI's taxonomy places the organism in Eukaryota, Fungi, Basidiomycota, Agaricomycetes, Russulales, Peniophoraceae.